AUGGUUUUAAAAAGCCGCCCGAAACCCUUUUGUCCAAAAAUAAGGCGCUUACAUCGGAGAUCCUUUAUCAAAUCUUCGCAGACAUACAUACGUACGUCUGCUCCUGAGAGCUUGGCGGUUAUAUAGUCAGCCAAGCAUCCCCUCCUGAAGAGGGUGCCUGAUCGAUCCGGCACAUUCCAACGUCCCUUUUCUUUCUGCUUUUCUUAACAGAGACCUUUACUCCCCUUACUCUAAGUCCCUUCCAUCAUCUGAUUCUGCCACCUCCUAAGCUAUGUCGGCGCAACUUGCAAAUCUAGUGGGCAAGAAGAUUCUCGCAGAAUCCGCCCGGAAUCAUUUUGGACAAGAGGACCCCUAUUUCGAAGAGGUUCCCGCGUCACGCUUGAAUCGCGCCUUCGGGAAGAAAACACAAAAGCGACGCAAAGCAGUCCCUCCCGGCCUGUCGCAGAACGACAGCAAGGUUCUGACGCAAGUGAAAAGAAGAGCAUAUCGCUUGGACUUAUGUCUCUUUAGCCUGUGUGGAAUCCGAUUUGGAUGGGGAAGUGUUAUAGGUCUAUUCCCAUUUAUUGGAGAUGGAGCAGACGCAGCAUUGGCUUUGAUGGUGGUGCACACCUGUGACAAAAUCGACGGGGGCCUCCCAUCGCGGCUGCGAAUGAUGAUGCUCAUGAAUAUCGUGAUCGACUUCUUUAUCGGCCUGGUUCCUUUCAUUGGUGACGUUGCUGAUGCCGUGUACAAAUGCAACACGCGGAAUGCCGUGCUUCUGGAAAAGCAUUUGCGGGAAAAAGGGGCCAAGGCGCUUGCCAAACAAGAGAGGAGGCAGGAUACAGCGGAUAUGAGCUUGCCGGACGAGUUCGACCGCUAUGACGACGAUACUUCGGGUGAGCCAUCUAGCCACAAAGGCCAGCCACACAGUAGGAACACUGAUGGACCAGCGAAGCCUCAAGCAGCACGGGAUCCCAAGAAAAGCCGCUCACAAGGCAGAUGGUUCGGAGGAAGAGGGGCCCAACCAGAGGAUGACCUUGAGACUGGAGUGAUCGAUAACUCCCGGCCCUCUCGGCGGCAUUGAUGAUGUCACAGAUAGAUGCAUUCAGGACAGUCAAAAUAAUAAUGCCUACCCACAAACGCGGUAU
Aspergillus neoniger CBS 115656 is the source of this 1127-nucleotide messenger RNA. RefSeq names its product DUF4112 domain-containing protein. The transcript has 3 exons. Lineage: Eukaryota; Fungi; Ascomycota; Eurotiomycetes; Eurotiales; Aspergillaceae. The coding region runs from base 272 to 1063 and encodes 263 amino acids. The record is from RefSeq and is a predicted model, not a curated record.